AUGCUAACCUUAUUUGCUGUCAAUAAAAAUGAAGACAAUGAAUGUUGGGCUCUGAAAAACGCUGAUUAUCGAUUAGGUUUUGAUAUUGGGUUUUUUAUUGCUCAUGGACUAAUCUUUCCAUUACUAAUGAGUACAUUUGGUUUUCUUACAAUUUGCAAUAUACGUCGACAACAACGUUAUUCUGAUCAACAAAAUGGAACAUCAAAUUUGAGACGUUAUCGUGUUCGGGACUUUCGACGGAUGACACUUGUUCAAACUGCCUGUGCCAUUAUAUUCAUUCUUCCAUAUGUUAUUCAAAAGCUACAUCGAACAGUAACUGAUUCUGAUUGUGAAAGACCUGAAGAAGUAGCAUGGGAACGACUGAGCUUAUGUAUAGUACGAGUGUUAUGUGUUGAUCUUCUUCAUGCAUUUUAUGGUCUCAAUUAUCAUUUCAAUUUUCUUCUCUAUGAACAAUAUCGAUCUUAUCGUUUCAUAUUUUAUUUUAUAUCAAAAUAUAAUUUUGAUAUAAUAUGUUCACAACAUCUACCAUUUAUUGUUGAUCGAAUUAUUGAUCUUAGUCUUUCUGAUCGUGAAAAUACUCCAGGACAAAUUAAUUUACUUCUAUCUUACAUACCGUCAUUUAGUCAAUUUACUCAAUUACGAUCACUUUCAAUAUUUCAUCUUCAUUCAUAUAAUAUAUUAAUGAAAAUCGUCAAUGAAUGUCAUCAUCUUAAUCAUCAAAUUUUCAAUCAGUUGUCAACAUGA
Molecule: messenger RNA, 744 nt
Organism: Rotaria sp. Silwood2
Lineage: Eukaryota; Metazoa; Rotifera; Eurotatoria; Philodinida; Philodinidae
Source: the annotation of a GenBank genome assembly